Molecule: messenger RNA, 1461 nt
Organism: Lactuca sativa (garden lettuce)
Lineage: Eukaryota; Viridiplantae; Streptophyta; Magnoliopsida; Asterales; Asteraceae
Gene: PRT1
Product: proteolysis 1
Biological process (GO): proteasome-mediated ubiquitin-dependent protein catabolic process
Molecular function (GO): zinc ion binding; ubiquitin protein ligase activity
Source: RefSeq, a predicted model, not a curated record
AUAAAAUAAGCUGAAGAAAACUUGAAAUCACAAACCGAAAGAAUCAAUCAGCCAUGGAAGAAUGCAAUGAAUCGGAGCAGGUUUCUGAUCAUUUUAUAUGCGCCGUUUGCUUAGACAUUCUGUACAAACCCAUUGUUUUAGUUUGUGGCCAUGUCACCUGCUUCUGGUGUUGCCACCGCUCCAUGGAUAUGAGAGGUCAAUCUCAUUGUCCAUUAUGUAGGCACCCAUAUCGUCAUUUUCCAGCCAUCUGUCAGAUGCUAGACAUCUUUCUCAAGAAGAUGUAUCCGAUUUCUUAUGAUAGAAGGAAAACACAAACACUUGAGGAUGAACGACAAGGCUCAUUAGGGUUUGCAACAGAUAUAGACUCUGCUGUUACUGGUGAAGAAUUAGAUCAGCCUUCCAAAUCCAGUUCUGAAGAUAAUUUGUUGAUAAGUCCUUCUACUGAAGAAAAGAAAUCUGUUGAUGGAUGUUCUGCUGGAAACUGUAAGCAAGUAACAGUUGCUGAUAUGCUUUGUUCUGAAUGCAAGCAGCUGUUAUUUCGACCUGUUGCUCUUAAUUGUGGUCAUGUUUACUGUGAGGCCUGCAUCAGUGUCCCAGAGGAUAAAGUAAUUAAAUGUCAAGUUUGUGAAUGUAAGCAUCCGAGUGGAUUUCCAAAAGUCUCCAAGGAGCUUGAUUAUUUCCUAGAGGAACAUUUUUCUUCAGAGUAUGCACAUAGAAAAAGCAGUAUGCAGCUCCACAAAGAGCAAACUCAAAAUGGAAAUUCAUUGACAAGUUCAUCAGCAGCCGAUGCUGAAGCUUCCAAGUUUCCAUAUCCAACAGAAGAGAAUUUCCUUCAAUGGUGGACUGCUCAUGGCUCAAAAUUUCAUCCUGGGGUUGGUUGUGACAGGUGUGGGAUGUGUCCAAUAAUUGGGGAAAGAUAUCGAUGUAAAGACUGCAAGGAAAAAAGUGGUUAUGAUCUGUGUGGAGAUUGCCACAAAACAGGCUCAAAGCUUCCAGGCAGGUUCAACCAGAAGCAUACCCCUGAACACCAGCUUGAGUUAGUUAAACCAGCCAUCAACCGAGAUGUCAUAUACAGAUUGUUAAGUGGACAGCUGGCAGUUGUUUCUGCUGCUUCUCGGAAUCGCUCAAACCCACCUCUUAAUCAAGCCUUAGAAUCUGCAUCUUCUUCUCUUGAUGAUAAUAAUAAUAAUGUUGAUGAUGAUGAUGAUGAUGAUGGGUCAAGAGAAGGUCAGAGUCACAAUGAAACACCUUUAUGAAAAGAGUGAAGUACGCUGCUAUUUCUUGCAGUUUGUUGUAUACUUGAACUUCGAUUGCAACUAAACUAGUCGUUGUCUUGCCACACCAUAACCACAUUCUUUGGUGUUUAAAUGAAAAUUGUUACCUUGGAUUUUUGUAAUUAUUCGGAUAUAGAAUCGUUUGUGCAUUACUACAAACAUUCUGAAAAUUAGGUAGUGUUUGGUA